Messenger RNA from Eurytemora carolleeae, 597 nucleotides. RefSeq lists its product as uncharacterized. Lineage: Eukaryota; Metazoa; Arthropoda; Copepoda; Calanoida; Temoridae. The transcript has 6 exons. The coding region runs from base 197 to 502 and encodes 101 amino acids. The record is from RefSeq and is a predicted model, not a curated record.
UCAAUGAAACUCUACUGAUUGAAGAACAAUGUCUGAAACCUCAAACUAAGCAUUUUAUUUGACUGAAAACAAUUGGAAGAUAAGGUGAGAGGUUAGGGAAGAUAAGGAAGGACAUGUGGAAAUAAAAUGAAUCAGUCUAGAUCCAAGUUUAACGUUAUAUGUUAGAGCUCCAGACUAACUAUACGUGGAGUUGAAGAUGGACCGACUGACGUCCCCUAGUUUUAAAACAAAAUCUGAACAGUUCUACUUCAUGCACAGCGAUAUUAGUGAUGCUUCGGAGGGAAAUAGAGAUAGUGGAAUUGGAUCAAAUGGAGGGGGUGGAGGAUUUGAAGGAUCUAGAUUUUCCAGCUUUAAGUUUGACACUGACAUCGAACUGAAUACCAGAACGGGACAAGACGAUAUUAUGCCUAAGUCUCCUGGAAUAAGCAAAAAUCAGGAUUUGAAGGAUCGUGUACUUCUAGAUGUUUACAACCGAGUUAUCAGGGAUCUCAAAAGUAGUUAAUAUAUUUUUAAAAAUGCGCACAAAACCCUAAUCAAGCUCAAUUUGUUAUGAGUAAAAAAUGUAUGCUUUGAGCUGGGAACUUUAGAAUGGUGGAU